Messenger RNA from Saxophila tyrrhenica, 1899 nucleotides. RefSeq lists its product as uncharacterized. The record is from RefSeq and is a predicted model, not a curated record. Gene Ontology annotation, biological process: mRNA cis splicing, via spliceosome. The transcript is spliced from 3 exons. Gene Ontology annotation, molecular function: RNA binding. Lineage: Eukaryota; Fungi; Ascomycota; Dothideomycetes; Mycosphaerellales; Extremaceae. The coding region runs from base 1 to 1899 and encodes 632 amino acids. Gene Ontology annotation, cellular component: precatalytic spliceosome.
AUGGCUACGCCACCUACCAAACCCAGCGGAGGCGGCCUCUCCCUCUACGCCGACCUCCUCGAGCCCGACAGGCAGAAAUCUGCUGGCGCCGGCACCAUUUCGAGCGCGCCAGUCAGAUACGACAUCCAGCGCUCUGGUAGCGCCGGCGAAGAGGAUGCCGCUGUGCAGCAGAAGAAGAAAGAUGCAUCCCUCAAGUUCCAGCCUAUCAAGCGGCCGCAGGUGCCUCAGAAGGCCAAGCCUAAGACAGCAUCUUCAAGCUCCUCUGCGCAUCGACUCUCGUCGAGUGUAAGCACAUCGGCUGUGACGGCGAGCUCUCCGGACAGGCCACAACAGCAAGGCGGGCAGCUAUCGUCUACACCAUCCCAGCAGCCACCCAGCCUGCAGAAAUCGAACUUUGAGGAUUGGGUAGGCGAUGGAGAUGAUGACUUCUACUACCAGGACAACCGCGCGCGCGGUGGAAGGAAGAAGCGCAAGAAGAACAACAAGCCGCAGGAACGCGCCUGGGAUUGGGACGACAUUUAUGAUCCUACGAUGCCCAACAACUAUGCAGAUUACAAAGGCUCGGAGGAGCAGCAUCGGGAAAUGAGAGAGUGGAAGGCGAGGCUGUAUCACCAUCAGAUGAAGGAAGCGCGGAGGGCAGAGAGGAAUGGUGCAGGUGAACGCGACAAUGGCGAACAGCCAUCUAAGCCGAACAUGAUGUUUGCGCUACCAGCAAACCUCAACUUUGCUCCGCCAAGCUUCGAUGCUGCACCACCUCCCCCACCUGCAGAAGACGGUGAUGACUACUACCCCCCACCAGUCGAUACCGAUGAGGGAGAGAGGUCCCGCCAGUCCAUGCCAAAUUUAGCGCCACCACCAGCAGCGUUCGACAACGCCAUGGCAGGUGAGAGCUACAUUGGUCGAGCGCAAAUGGGUGGUAUCGCGGGCGCCCAUUCAGCUUCGUCACCGCUUGACGCUCAGUCUGCGGCCAUGUCACCCCCAUAUGCUCCUCCACCCGUCUCCGAUGCGGAAGAUGACGAUCUUGCAGCCAAGAAAGCCGAAGCGCAGGCUAAGAUCGCCGCCUUCAAAGCGAAGCAUCUUCAGAAGCAGAAAUCCAAGGGCGAAGCUGCGGCCGCAGUUCCUGCGCCAUCACUGCCUGCGACCGCGAACGUACUCGUCAACCCAGCUGCGACGCAAGAGUCGCAAGCUCAGACACCUGAUCCGCCUACGUCCAUCAUCUCCCGUGCGCCGGUCCGCUAUGAGGUCCCACCUCCUCCGCCAGACGACCCAACUGGAGCCGAGGAUGUGGAGAUGGCUGACGCUACUACUAAUCAGCCUCUAGCACCUGCCGAGAACCAGCAACGGAAGAUAAUACCUGGCCAGAAAGGUUUCGCCGAACGUGUGAUGAAGAAGUAUGGAUGGGAGGAAGGCCACGGUUUGGGUGCUCAAAGCGAUGGCAUUAUCACCGCCCUUGUCGCCAAGAAACCAGAUAAGCGCAAGAAGCGAUCUCAUGGUCCAGAUGGAAAGUGGUCGGCACCUGCCAACAUGGGAAAGAUUGUUGGUGGCAAGAAAAGGAAGGUCGAGACCAACACAGAGGAAGACGACGCUAGAUUUGGCAAGAUGUCCUCGGUCAUCAAGCUGAGUUCCAUGCUCGAUGGCCUGGACGUGCAACACGAGAUUGAGGAGAACAACAUCAUGCAGGAGAUCGGAGAUGAAAUGGGCGGGCAGUAUGGCAAUGUUGAAAGGGUCUUCAUCUGGCGAGAAGCAAUGGGUGGAACGGACGAGGUCUUCAUCAAGUUCACGAGUCAGUUGAGCGCUUUGAGGGCAGUGAAUGCGAUGAGCGGAACGGAAUUUGCGGGAAAUGAGGUAAAAGCACAAUUCUGGGAUGAAGAUAAGUGGGCGAAGGAGGAGUAUGCUUGA